This is a messenger RNA of Haliotis rubra (blacklip abalone), 2144 nucleotides long. Its product is annotated as galactoside 2-alpha-L-fucosyltransferase SEC1-like. The transcript has 2 exons. Gene Ontology annotation, biological process: carbohydrate metabolic process. Gene Ontology annotation, cellular component: membrane. The record is from RefSeq and is a predicted model, not a curated record. Gene Ontology annotation, molecular function: galactoside 2-alpha-L-fucosyltransferase activity. Bases 58 to 1062 code for a protein of 334 amino acids. NCBI's taxonomy places the organism in Eukaryota, Metazoa, Mollusca, Gastropoda, Lepetellida, Haliotidae.
CCUGGGUACGUCGGACGCUUCGUCUAAGGAAGACGCAGGGUAUUGGGAUGAGUAUGAAUGAGAGAUGGCCCCAUUAUGAACAGAAAGAUCAGACGAUUGCUUUCACAUAUACCAUUAACACUGCUGGUGUUAUUUCUGUGCCUUUCGACUCUGACAUGUUUUUUGGGGAUAGACACACUGGUAUCUAUCUACAAGAACAUAUUUGAUGAAGACUACCGAGCCUGUACUGAUCAAAUCAGGUCUUACCAACACAGUGAACAUUCAAAGCUGUUUGUCACUCUGUCCUAUCAUGGUCGCCUUGGAAACUGGAUGUAUGCUUAUGCAUCAUUGCUUGGCAUUGCAGCAAAAAAUAAGAGGGAGGCGUACCUGUAUUAUGCACACCCCCUUACAAGUUAUUUUGACUUGCACAGAACCCGCAUGGACCAUGCACAGUGUGUCCGGCCUGUAUCGGAUCCAACUCCCUGUACAUACGACAAGAGAUUCGAGACACUGCCAACAAUGAAUAUCACGAUAGAUGGGUAUAUUCAAUCAUGGAAAUAUUUCGCUGGUCUUGAAUCAACUAUACGAAAAGAGUUUGUAUUCAAGGAGUAUAUACGUAACGAGGCUGCGAGGAUGUUCAGGUCAUAUUCAAAAGGUGCACGUGAGUUGGUGACCGUAUGUGUUCACGUCCGUCGAACGGACAUGCUUAUUCCAGGCUCAUUGAAGCUUGGAUUUAAGGAGGCGCCAAAGUCAUAUAUUGUUAACGCCAUGGAAUACAUGAGAAGAAAACUUGGCGUCAUCAAAUUUAUAUUUGUAUCAGAUGAUACACAGUGGUGUAGGGCCAACUUUGAAUCUCCAGAUGUUGUGAUCUCCGACUCGGCUUCUAUGGGCGUUCACCUGGCGAUGUUAACGAUGUGUAAUCAUACUAUCAUCACCACGGGUACGUUUGGCUGGUGGGGGGCGUGGCUGGCAGGGGGGCUGGUGGUGUACUACAAGGACUUCCCUAUCCCAGGGACUAUUAUAGACCGUCAGUUCACUGCGGAAGAUUUCUACCCCCCAGGCUGGGUGGGGCUGAGUGGAUGAAUGGGGCUGCAUCAGUUACAACAGGUCACCUGUGGUGUGUUUAUCAUGGGAUGUGUCGACUAUGACAGGGAUUCAGGGUGGACACCUGGUCUCAUGUUUGAUAUGAGAUGUGUCUAGUGUUUAUCAUGGGAUGUGUCGACUACGACACAGAUGUGUGGUGUCAUAUCUGAGAUGUGUCUAGUGUUUAUCAUGGGAUGUGUCGACUACGACACAGAUGUGUGGUGUCAUAUCUGAGAUGUGUCUAGUGUUUAUCAUGGGAUGUGUCGACUAUGACACAGAUGUGUGGUGUCAUAUCUGAGAUGUGUCUUCAGGGAUUCAGGGUGGUCUGUUGAGGGAGAACGUGUGGGCCAACCAUUCAGGGUGGUCUGUUGAGGGAGGACUUGUGGGCCAACCAUUCAGGGUGGUCUGUUGAGGGAGAACGUGUGGGCCAACCAUUCAGGGUGGUUUGUUGAGGGAGGACUUGUGGGCUAACCAUUCAGGGUGGUCUGUUGAGGGAGAACGUGUGGGCCAACCAUUCAGGGUGGUCUGUUGAGGGAGGACUUGUGGGCCAACCAUUCAGGGUGGUCUGUUGAGGGAGAACGUGUGGGCCAACCAUUCAGGGUGGUCUGUUGAGGGAGGACUUGUGGGCCAACCAUUCAGGGUGGUCUGUUAAGGGAGAACGUGUGGGCCAACCAUUCAGGGUGGGUUGUUGAGGGAGAACGUGUGGGCCAACCAUUCAGGGUGGGUUGUUGAGGGAGAACGUGUGGGCCAACCAUUUAGGGUGGUCUGUUGAGGGAGAAUGUGUGGGCCAACCAUUCAGGGUGGGUUGUUGAGGGAGAACGUGUGGGCCAACCAUUCAGGGUGGGUUGUUGAGGGAGAACGUGUGGACCAACCAUUCAGGGUGGGUUGUUGAGAGUGUAGGGUGUGGCAAACACAUUCAGGGUGGGUUGUUGAGAUCUGGGUUAGAAUUGAUCUUCAGUAACCCAUGCUUGUCGUAAGAGGCGACUAAUGGUCAGAUAUGCCAACACAUACGAUUUUGUCAUAUUCGUUAGAUAAACAACAUAAAGUACGCAACUAUGAUAGCAAUAAAAACAUACAAUUUA